Molecule: messenger RNA, 18626 nt
Organism: Vespula vulgaris
Lineage: Eukaryota; Metazoa; Arthropoda; Insecta; Hymenoptera; Vespidae
Gene: nAChRalpha1
Product: acetylcholine receptor subunit alpha-like 1
Exons: 7
Coding region: 158-2182 (674 amino acids)
Biological process (GO): signal transduction; monoatomic ion transmembrane transport; nervous system process
Cellular component (GO): postsynaptic membrane; synapse; neuron projection
Molecular function (GO): acetylcholine-gated monoatomic cation-selective channel activity; transmembrane signaling receptor activity
Source: RefSeq, a predicted model, not a curated record
GGGUAAAUCGGCACCACGGGCCACGAACUUGUCGUGUUCGAAGCCACGUAGAACGCCCGGGCUACGGUAGCUCGUCGUCCUUCGGCGUUAUUCCUCACCGACGCCCGCGGGCAAUGUGCCCACCCGACGAGAUAACUACGGGUGGACAAGGCGUACGAUGCUUAGGGAUGCUUGGACGAACGACGGUGGGAAAGGCUGGUGGCGAUGUUGGUCCAGGUUGGGCGGAUUGCUGGCGAUGGCGACAGCCAUUUCCUGUCUCGUUGUCUCGUUUCCGGGCGCCUCGGCCAAUCCGGAAGCGAAGCGUCUUUACGAUGACCUGCUGUCGAACUACAACCGCCUCAUCCGCCCCGUUGGCAACAACAGCGAUCGCCUCACUGUCAAAAUGGGACUACGCCUCUCCCAGCUCAUCGACGUUAACUUGAAGAAUCAGAUCAUGACAACAAACGUUUGGGUGGAACAAGAGUGGAACGAUCACAAGCUGAAGUGGAAUCCGGACGAUUAUGGCGGUGUCGAGACCCUUCAUGUACCAUCGGAACACAUAUGGCUGCCUGACAUUGUACUUUACAAUAAUGCCGAUGGAAACUACGAGGUAACCAUUAUGACCAAGGCGAUCUUGCACCAUUCGGGAAAGGUCCUGUGGAAGCCACCGGCGAUCUAUAAAUCAUUUUGCGAGAUCAACGUGGAGUAUUUCCCCUUCGACGAGCAGACCUGCUUCAUGAAGUUUGGCUCGUGGACUUACGACGGAUAUACGGUCGACCUGCGGCAUCUCGCUCAGACCGAAGAUUCGAAUCGAAUCGAUAUGGGUAUCGAUCUGACAGAUUAUUACAUCUCCGUCGAGUGGGACAUAAUAAAAGUGCCUGCCACGAGGAACGAGGCGUUCUAUAUUUGCUGCGAGGAACCGUAUCCCGACAUAGUGUUCAACAUCACCCUACGCCGCAAGACCCUCUUCUACACGGUAAACCUGAUAAUACCGUGCGUGGGCAUAUCCUUCCUCUCGGUGUUGGUGUUUUACCUUCCGAGUGACAGCGGUGAAAAGGUCUCCUUGUCGAUUUCGAUACUCCUCUCGUUGACGGUGUUUUUCCUCUUGCUCGCUGAGAUAAUACCGCCCACGUCAUUGACAGUGCCGUUGCUCGGCAAGUAUUUGUUGUUUACGAUGGUGCUUGUUACUCUUUCGGUUGUAGUGACGAUCGCGGUGUUGAAUGUGAACUUUCGGUCACCGGUGACUCACCGUAUGGCGAAGUGGGUUCGGAUCGUGUUCAUUCAGGUGCUCCCGCCAUUCCUCCUCAUCAAAAGACCAGACAAAAACGGAGACAAUGAAAAUGAGGAUGAUAUCAACGGGUUCGACGGUGGUGCUAACAGUGUUGGUACCGGUGUUGGUGAUAAUGGUGGUAGAAACGGUGGUGGCGCCGGUAGCUCCCAUCAUCAUCGACUUCAUCGUAUUCACAACGGGCACGAGCUCGACGACGAGCUCGACGACGUCGUCGACGUGGGCGACGUCGAAGCACCGAACAGGAAACCGCCCGAGGCUAUCCUCACCGAUGUGUUCCAUGUACAAGAGACUGAUAAAUACAAGCCGUAUAGCGGUAAGAGGUUCAGCGGCGAAUACGAGGUACCUGGAUCACAUGGUCCACUGGCACACCUCAUCGUCGGCCAUCAUCAUCACCAUGGCGGUGUUGCUGGCGGUCCUGGUCUUCCACCACCGAGCUCCUUACCGACCACUGGCCCACCUCCGCCGCCAUCACUGAGCAAGCCACCGAGCUUUCAUCACGAGCAUGUUGCCCCAUAUUUCGAGGAACCACUGCCCUCCUUGCCUCUGCCUGGUGCCGACGACGAUUUUUUUGGACCGACUAGUCCUGGUUAUGCACACGAGGACAUCAGUCCCACCUUCGAGAAGCCGUUGGUACGCCAAAUCGAAAAAACCAUACAUGACGCCCGAUUCAUCGCACAGCAUGCCAAGAACAAGGAAAAUUUUGAGAGCGUCGAAGAGGAUUGGAAGUACGUCGCGAUGGUGCUUGAUCGGAUCUUCCUAUGGAUCUUCACGUUCGCUUGCGUGUUCGGUACGGCGCUGAUAAUCCUCCAAGCUCCGAACCUUUACGACACGACGAAGCCGAUCGACAUAAAGUAUAGCAAGAUCGCGAAGAAGAAGAUGAUGUUGAUGAAUAUGGGCCCGGAGGAGGAAUAGUUGACGAUAAAGCGCGGCCAAUGGUCGCCGUGUCAUUGGCGCGAUUGUCGACGUCAUCGCCGUCAUCAUAAUCAUCGUCAUCGUCAUCGUCAUCGUCAUCGUCAUCACCGGCUUUGCUGGCGCCGUCUUCAUCGUCGGUAUCGUCAUCAUCGUCAUCGUCGGCGUCGCCGACGUCGACGACGACAUUGUUGUUCGUCGUCGUCAUCGUCGUCCUCGUCGUCCUCGCUGUCGUCAUCCAUCGAUACUGCCGAUUUUCGCGUCAAUGCGGAGAAGGACGCGACUCUUCUCUCUCGUCCACCGCUCCGCUUUUCUUCCAUCGCUGCCCCGUGCCCGUCGUUUCCUUUCCGGCUCGUCCUGGAACGAGACUAGAUAAAGUGACGAGAUAAAGUGAAUGUAUGUAAGAAAGAUAGAUAAAUGUAUGUAGAAAGAAGGGGAGAGAGAGAGAGAGAGAGAGAGAGAGAGAGAGAGAGAGAGAGAGAUGGAGAGAAAGGGAGGGAGAGAAAGAGAAAGAGAACAUGUCUAUGAAUAUAUAUAUAUAUAUAUAUAUAUAUAUAUAUAUAUAUAUAUAUAUGAGAGAAAGAUAGAAUGAAUCUGAACGAAGAACGACGAUGUCGCUUGUCUCCCCUCGUUUCCUUUCCCAUCUUCACUUUUUUUUCUGUUUCAGAAGGGUAGUUUCGAGUGGGAUAGAGAGCGACUGAAGUGCGAGUAAGAUAGAGCGUAUGAUAGAGAAAGAGAGAAAAAAUGAGAGUGAACGACUGAUAGGGGCGUGAAAGAACAGUGAGUAUCAAGUGAAUGUUACGUUGUGAUGUUGUGGGUGGGCUCGACGGGAAGAGACGGAGGGAAGAGCGAGAGGAGGAGAAAAAGUGCCAAAUACGCGAAAAACACGCGCACCGUAUUUUUGUAAAUCUGGUUUCAUACGUAAGGCUAGAGUCGUGCGGCGAGACGUCGAACUGCCCGAACUGCCGAUUUUAUAUAAGACGUUUACAGCGAGGGGGGCGCGUUUCACGGAUACACAUAUAGAUACACGUACAGAUACACACUUACAUAUGCACACGUAUACACAGCUGUACACAUGCACUCCCUAUGUAUUUAUUAUUAUUCUUACUAUCAUUAUCGUCAUUAUUAUCAUUAUUAUUAUUAUCAUAUUAUUAUUACUAUUACUAUUAUUAUUAUAUAUAAAUAUAUAUAUAAAUAUAUAUAUAUGUAUAUAUAUAUAUAUAUAUAUAUAUAUAUAUAUAUAUAUACAUAUACCGCACACACUGUCGCUCACGUAUCGUAUAUGCACGUCUACACAUCCAGUCACUACUUCCGCUAUAUAAAUACAAAUAUACAUAGAUACACGAGGAAUAUAUGCACAUACGUGUGCCGUACAUAUAUACGUAAAAGUACACAUACAUACAUACAAUACAUAUACAGGAAGGGUAUUUAAACUGUGCACACGUAUAUAUAUUCGCAUCGAUACGACGGUGGAGGGCGAACGUUACGCGUUGCUUCGAAGUUGCACUGUUGAAAUGCUUGUGCACAUUUAAGGCGCAGCAGAAACAAUAACAAAAACAACAAUAAUAACAACAAGAACAACAAAAAUUAACAACAACGUGCUAUCACGUUGUAUGUAUUUGCAACGAAAUAUCCUUUUUGAAAGCGCACUUACACGAACACGACGAACGUCCAUGCCGAAAUUAAUUCGUUUGUUUAUUCAUUCGUUUAUUAAAAUUAAAAAAUGAUUUUUUUACUAGAUUGCAGUCAUGAGACAUGUGAACGAGCGAUGUGGGUUCAUCGAUCGAUCGAUCGAUUUUAUUUUUAUUUAAUUUUAUUUUUUUUUAAUAUUAUUUUUUUCAUUUAAAAUAGGAACAUCGAAAUUCUUGCUGAACAAUAGUUUUUUACUAUUUUGUCGAAUGACGUUUAAUGCGCAAUAAAAUGAAAAUUCUUUUUUUAUCCUAUAAUUUCUUUUUCUGCUUUUUUUCUUUUUAACGACGAAAAAAUUUUUUAAACGUUCGUUCGUGUAAAUCGUGCUUGUAUUUAGUGUAUAAUACUGGUUAUAAGAGGGUAAAACGUUUCCACCGUUUUUACGGGGACGUAUGAGAGGCGAAUUUUCUUCACCGUUUUCUUCGAACGCAUUCGCGUUUGCGGAAAGUUACGAGAAGUUUAUGCAGCAGAAAGCGAGAAAAAGAGAUGGAGAUAGAGAUAGAAAUAGAGAGAGAGAGAGAGAAUGAGAAAGAGGGAGAGAGAGAAAUAUAGAUAGAGAGAGAGAGAGAGAGAGAGAGUAUAGUGGGAGAAACAAAACAUAAAUCGCUUGCAAACAACUGCCAAUAUUAGAUGCGGCCUCAAUUUAAUUUAGUCGGUGCGUGUGUAUGGGGAAAGAAGAUAUCGAAAGAAAGAAACGAGGAAACAAGAUGAAAAGAGAGAGGGAGAGGAAAAGAGAGACAAGGACAGAAUGAAAAUCGAUCGGAUCGUAAAAGAUAAAAGAUUGGAACGAUCGAGGGAAAGAUCAAGACUCCAGAAGAAUGAAAGUUUGUUAACAAUUUAAUAUUUUUAUCGUUCGUUCUUUACUCUUCUUUUCUUUUUUUUUUUUCUUUUUUAAGUCAGACUAUAAAAAUACUACUUGUGUAUAAAAAUACUACUUGAAUAAAGUAAAACGUGAAGAUGUAAUUAUGAUAAUAUCGUGAAUUUUUUGUUUUAUUUUCUGUUCAUUGUUCAGGUUUUGAUCUCUAUCAAUAAGUAGUUUUAUUUUCUGUCAAUAAAUAGAUGAGAAUAGUAUAAAGUGGAUCAAUAAUAACAUCAUACAGUACCAUAUUGAGAGUGAGAAGAAAAAGUAAAAGAGGAAAAGAGAGAGACAGAAAAGGAUGAUAAACUUACAAAGGACAAAGUAAAAUGAAAAAAAGGAAACUAUAUCUUGGAUCCUAUAUAUCCUUUUAGUGAACGCGGAAGAGGAUGGAUCACGUUCAUAGUUGUAGCAGUUGCGUGGAAAAGAAUCUUGGAAUUCGACGUAUAUCUCAAAGCAUCUUUGGAUCCUUUAGGAUGUCAUGUAGGCGUACAACCGAAAACGAGAGAACGAUGGUAAAGGAAGAAAUGAUUCCUCUAUGAUCGCGAGAUGAAACUUCUCGAGGAAUUCUAAGUGAGCAAAAGGUAUUUUGUGAGAAUAUAAAAUGUAAGAAAAAAAGAUCAGAAAAAGGAAGAAAAUUAUUUACCAUAUAAAAGUAUAAAUGAUGAUAAAAAUGAGAAAUUCUUGAUGAGAAUCAAUCGACCGUAUAAAUUUCGAAACUUUUGGAUAUAUGAAAUUUUUCUUUUAUAUCUCUUUUCUUUUUUGUUUGACUUUUUUUAUGUUCUGUUAUUAUUUGUUUCUUAAGCAAUAUGGUUAAAUAAAGAACUAUAUUCUCUGGAGUCAUUCGACGAAAAAUAGUACGAAGAAUGAACUGUUCUAGAGGUGAAUAAAGUAAGUAAAAUACCCACACACGCAGUUUUGAAGAAUAUUAUCGCAAAUUAAAGAAACGAAUUCAUACACACAGACACACGGACACGGACAUUGUUAAUGUAUCGAGAAAGGGAGAAAAAGGAGAAAGAGGAAGGUUAAAUGAGAAGGUGGAGGAGGGUCAAUAAGAAGGGAGGAAGAAAAUGAGGGCGUGAGGUGAAUGACUAGCACGCCCUCAAAGGUAUUAUAAUCAAUUUAUUCGCUCGCGUAAGAGGUAAACGGUAUAAUUAUAUUUAAUAUGUGCAUAUAGGUGUAAAAGAAAUAAAAAUUAUAAUUAAACGAACUUAAUCACAUAAUCGAGAAUGGACGACUAGGUUAAAUUCGUUGGAUGUGAAAAAAGAAGUGAUAUGAAAAUACAUGUGGUGCUAGUGAUACUUAAUGAUGAUGUGGCACAGUACUGGUAUUAACAAAUGAAUAAACAAAUAAAGUGGUGGGAGUGAUCGGUCGACGAUAUUCUCAAAGAUCAUUGUUAUUUAUUUAUAUACACGAGCAUUGGCGAGGUCAGUUCACGUAGAAUCUUCUACCGAGAUGGAACUACGUUGGAUUAUCUGGAUUUGCGAGAAGGAAAAAGGAAAGAGGAAAAAAAGAUAGAUAGAUAGAGAGAAAAAGAGAGACAGAGAGACAGAGACAAAGACAGAGCAGAGAGAGAGAGAGAGAGAGAGAGAGAGAGAGAGAGAGAGAGAGAGAGAGAGAGAGAGGAAGACAGAGAGAAGAUCGAAGAGAAGGAAAGAGCGUAGUAAGACGUGCAAAAAAAAUUUAAUCGAUACUUACAAUUUCAUCGUAUACUUAUUUAGGAUUGACCGCAAUUUAUACUAUUCUAUAAUUAAAAAAAAAAAGAAAAAAAAAUUAAAUAAAAGAAGAAGAAAAAGAAAGAAAGAGAAGAGAAACGUCGAAUUUCUCGUUACUCGAGCUCGACCAUGCUCGACUCUUGCUCGUUCGUCGCUAAUGGAUUCGUUUUUCGGUCUCUCCAUACUUUUUCGCUCUUUUCCAGAUUUUUUUUGUUUCCCCGCUCUUUUCCUAUUUUUACACCCGUUCGUUCCCAAAUUACUCGCGCGUUCUACUAUUCGGGCUACUCACAUCGCGAAAAGGAACUCUCGGAUUUUGUGGUAGCUGGUCUCGAAGCGCCGAAGCAGCACUCCGGGAAUGUUCCGUUGAAGCUCGUGCGAUCGAAAAAAAAGAAAAGUAAAAAAUGAAAAAAGAAAAAGAAAGAGGAAAAAAGAAGUACGUUGUAUUCGUCGUUGAAAAAAUGAAUUUAUCGCGGAUUUCUACCUCUAUCGCUUUGGUUAGGUGACUUCGAAAGAGCGAAUGCGAGGGUUUAACGAAAAAAAGUGGAUACGCGCGUCGACGCGUUUAGCUUUCUCGUUUUAUUUUUUUUCUUUUUUUUCUUGUUUUCAACCAAGACAAAAAUAAACGGGAACAAGCAAAAAAAAACAAAAGAAAAAAGAAAGGAGAAAAAAGCUGUAGAAAGAGAUGAAGAGAGCGAGAAGGUGAGCGUAUAAAUAAGCAAAAAAAUAAAAAAUAAAAAUAAACGAUCUGGUCAGUUUGUCGAUAGGAACAUGAUGUGCGGUGAGAUAGAGAGACGGAGAGAAAAAGAAAAAGAGAGAGAGAGAGAGAGAAAGAGGGGGAUAGAAUAGAAGAGAAACACAGAGAGAGAGAAAGAGAGAGAGAGAGAAGUUAUAAACUACUCUCGUGACAAAGUUAAUCGAUAAAGCCGGCAGGCGCAUUGCGCUCUAGGUAUGUUAUACGAGAACUUAUAAAGCGCGCGCGUUAACGAGCAUAAUACUACUGAUAAUAAAUAAAUAACAUUGGAUAUACUGUAAGCGAGCUUAUGCGUCGAAUCGAUCGCUGCUCUCUACGAUUAAUUGCUGCUAGAGAAGCAAUUUCAAUUGCGUGGCGAUAACGUUUUGUUGAACGUUGCCGCGCUGAAUUGGUGUUCAAAUAUUCCUCGACAAUUUGAAAACUUUUUAACGUCGUAUUGUAAGAUCCUGAUCGAUCUGUUUUUUUAAUUGUCUUUCUUUUUUUUUCUUUCUUCUUCUUCUCCGACAAUCUCUAGAUAAAAAGGCAGAAAACGAAAGGGUGAGUGAGAGUGAAUGAGAGGGAGUGAAAGAGAGAAAGAGAGAAAGAGAGAGAGAAAGUGUAUUAUUAAUUCGAAAAUAUAGGUGGAAGGAAUAUAUUAUAUUGCUGUACAGAAACGUGUUGACAUCUCCUAAAUAAGUCGUAUUAUUAUAUACUAUUAUGAUAACGAUAUUCGUCGAUGAUUUUAUAAACAAUGUUGAUCUAUGACGGCGAGGAUGGCGACGAUGCGCGAAAGGAGUUCACAUCGAAAAUGAGCCACCUUUCCGUUUUGUUUUAUAAGCUUAUAAACCCUUUCAAUCUUAAUUAACAGAUCGUUCAUUCUUGUCCUAUAAUCGUUGUUCAUACAUUAUCUUAACGGUUUUCAUAGAUUCUACGUAACCCCUGUCACUUUGAUAAUUAAUUCCAUACUUAAUUGUCGUAUCAUGUUCCUCUCGCGAACUUUCGUGACGUACUAGUUAAACAUUAUGUUCCUAGUAUGGAAUUAGUAUUUUAUUGUAUAUAGAUCACAAUUAAGUCCAUCCGCGAGUUAGUGGAUAUCGUGUAAUAUUACAUUUGUUAUUCGUUUUCAUCUUUCUUUAAUGAAGUUAUUACUCUUAUCGAAAAACGUUGUUAACGAUUCGUACAAAUUGUGUUAUUUAUUAAUAAUAAUUAUUAUUAUUAUAAUUAUUGUUAUAGUAAUAAUGAUAAUAAUAAUAAUUAUUAUUAUUUUCGUCUUUUCGAAGCGAAGCGAGAAAAGCAAACAAAGAAAAAGGAAAAAGAAAAAAUACAUACGUUUUCCAAUCCUUUCGCAACAAAAAGAAAAAAAAAGAAAAAAAAAAGAAAAGAAAAGUUAAAAGAAUCACACUUCGCCCUUCCGAAAAAAGCCCAAUCGUCGUCAGAAAGCCCAAUCACGUGUCUUCCUGUUAAUCGAAUCCUCUGAUCCUUCAGCGUUAUACACGAAUAUAGAUAAAUAAUAGAAAGAAGAAAAAGCGCGACAAGGAAGGAAAAGUAGGAAUAGAAACUUCGCGCGCUUUUUCUCUUUUAAUAUUCGAUAAUCAGUCGGUUUUUUAACUCGACGCGAACGCGCAAGAAAAGAAAUUAAGAAAAAAAAGAAUAUAAGAACGAAAAGGAAAAAAGAAAAAAAAACUAGCAAAAAACAAAAAAAAAUCAUUGGCAUUGACGAUGAUCGAUGAGAUCGAUUUUCUUAUCAAAUUGCCUUCGACGAUCCUACCAAGAAAAUAAAUUUAUUCUUUCUUAUAGAAACGAAGACGAAGAGAUUGGUUAUUAUAAAAAUUAUUUCUUUUCUUAUUUUCAUCGGUAAAUUUACUUUUUCAAGGGUUCUUUAAUAUAAAUCUUCCCAGCGAGGAUUCUCGCCUUCUUCUUUUUUCUUUAUUUUUCUUUUUAAGGCAGCCUUACUAGUAAAGGAAAUAUUUUCUUUAUUAAUUACGCGAGAUAUUUGAAUUUUCUUUUCAAAUCCUUCUUCUUUCUUUCUCUCCCUCCUUCCCCCUUUCUUCCCCAUCGUAAGUUUAUUCCAAAAUUGUAUACUUCUUCUUUCGCAAUUAUUCACGCGUCAAAAGCAAUUUAUUAAACGUUCUAUUUUCCUUUUUUUUCGAUUUGAUUCGACUGCCGUUUAUUAAAAAAAAAAGAGAGAAAAGAGAAAAAGAAUGGUAUACAUUUUUCAAGAGUUAUUUAAUUUUUCACGCGACUUUGUUCUUCCUGUAGGAGCAUUCAUUAGCAGUGCAAACUACGUCCUUACGAAAUUAGAACGAAGCUCGUAAGAUAAACGAACGAAUGAAAUGACGAGGAAAUGGAGAUUAGUUAAGCUCUUCUCAGGUUCGUUUUUCGUUUGUUGAUCUUUCACAUUGAACGAUGGGAGGGAGGGAGUGAAAGUCGGGAAAACGGGAUCGUUCGUUGUGCUCGUUCGUAUAAAACUGACUUCUCGUUCGAUUCGUCGAAUGUGAUCAUCAAGAAAUUUUCGCCUUUGCGUCGAAGUUACCGGCCAAUCGUUAUUACGUCUCUCUCUUUCUCUCUCUCUUUUUCUCUCUUUCUCUCUCAUUAAAAUUAACGAGUAAAGUGAAAAAGAGUAAAAGAGAUGUGAGAGAGAUCGUAAAAAUUGAGGUGUGAACAAGAAAAAAAUAAGAAAAAAAAAAGAAAAAAAAAGAAAAAGAAGAAAAAAGAGAACAAGAAAAUCGUCUUCCCACCUACAAAUUCCCAAUUUCGUGCUACUCUGACAUCGUGUGUAUCGAUUUCACAAAUCGCGCACGCGAACGGAUGGUAUUAAAUUAUAAAUAUUAACGAUAUUCACGAUAUAUUAUUUAUACGAUUACAUCGCAUUGUAUCUCUUAUUCUGUAUAUUAUACGUACACAAGCAUACAAACACGUGAUAUACAUAUACAUACAUGUAUGUAUAUAUAUGUAUAUAUACACAUAUAUAUACAUAUACGUAUAUAUAUGUACACAUAUACAUAUAUAUAUAUAAUAAUUAUUAUUAUUAGAUUAGAAAAUGAAAGUGAGAGUGAGAAAAAGACGGAAAGUGGAUAAAUAAAUACGUAUAAAUAUUAAAAUAAGCGAGAUCGACAAAUGGUGUUAGGUCGAUUUAAGCAAUUUGAUAAAUCAUAAGUCGUAUAAAUUCGCGUUUAAGAAUAUUCCAUUAGAAUUUAAUCGUUAGACAGAAAAUAGAUAGCUAUCUCGAAAAAUGACAAUGCGAGAAUUGGGAGUACGUGAAUGAUUGAGUGAAUAAGUGAAUGAGUGAAUGUGAAUAUGUGUGUAUGUGAAUGCAAAAGAUGCGUUAAUAUCUGGAGUUUGAAGGAGAUUAAAGUGAAGAAAGUAAAGAAAAGAAAGGUAGGAAAAAAAUUUUUAAAGCGAGAAGAAAAGGGCGUGGCCACUUUCGCUGACGGUUUGAUAUUCGUGUUGAUAAUUUUCCGCCUCGUAUAAAUGUGACAUUAAAACGAAACGUAAAGACCUGUGUAAGAAGAAGAAAAAGAAGAGGCGUCUUCUCUCUUUUCGUGUUUUAAUCUCGAAAUGGUACUCUUUCGUCGUGCCCUAAUGUCCUUGUCUUUUCUUCGCAUCUCUCAUUCGCUCUCUCUUUCUCUCUCUCUUUCUGGAUAUAUAUAUAUAUAUAUAUAUAUAUAUAUAUAUAUAUAUAUAUAUAUAUGUAUAUAUUUCUCGUACACGUCUUUACGGGAAAACGGGCAAAAGUAGCGUGUAAAAGGAACGAAUGAUCUUAAGUACGAUCUUUCAGAGAUUUUUCUGCGAUUUAAUCUCUUUCGAAGAUGAAACGUUCGAAGUUGAAGAAAUACUGAGUUUCAUUAUAUUUUAUGAUUAAUUUUCUUUCUUUUUUACUUUUUGUUUUCUUCUCUUUUUUUUUCUUUUGUUGUUUCAUCAAAUAAUACGUAAUCACUAUAAAAUAAUAUUAGAUUUUUGCAGUAUAAUUCGAUUCGAAUCAUCGUCGUCUUAGAUCUCCAGGGAUCUUUCUUAUAAAUUUAAACGUCUCGCUAAUCCAACACGAAAUAUUCGGAAGAUUUUCUGGAAAAUCGACGUUGUUCUCUAUUUUCUUUCCGACGAGGAACAAGCUUGACAGGAAAGAAGUUUCAUGAAGAGCGAAAUAAAGAGUAAGCAAGCGCUCGCGCUACUCGAAAUGGAAGAAAAAUACAGAAACGUAGAAGCCAAACCGUCCAUAGGGAAAUUUUACGCGACGUGCGACGAUUGGAAAAGAUUAUAACGUUCAUUCCCAUUGGAGAAGGAGAAGCAGGAUGAGGAGGAGGAGAAGGAAGAGAAGGAGGGAAUGAGUAUUGUCAUUUUUCGAAGAGUUUAAAGUAUUUCGAUAUUGUCUAUAUCGAAUGGUUGCUGCAUCGUAUUGUUAUUUUUUCUUUUUCGUUUUUUUUUUACAGCUUUUAGUUUUUAUUUUAUUUUUUCUAAACGUCACGAUUCAAGUUAAAUUUCCGCACGAAAAUUCUUUUUCAUUUUUUUGCUGAACUUUUUCUUUAUGAAAUUCGUGGUUAACACACAAGAUUAUAAUAGUAUUAAUUUGAAGAGAGUUUAAAAAAGUUUAUAAAAGGAUUAUAAUUGAAUACGUCGGAGAAAAAUAGAAUCGAUUGGCGUACGAGACAAUUUUGAUAUCGUUUCUCUUGCGGUUACGUGCUUAAUAGUAGAAUUAAAAGAAAUUAUAUCUUUUGUAGUAUAGUAGAGAAAUUUUUUAAAGUUAUGCUUUGGAAAGUGAAGCAAAUUUUCGUGGUAUGUACUUAUUUGGAUGAAAAUCGAGAUCCUUUCCAAGAUAAGGACCGAUUAAAGCGUAGCCACUUAGCAAGGAAAUAUUAAUUCGGGUUUUAUCUUUAAAAAGAAUGAUAAGAGAGAGAGAGAGAGACAGAGAGAGAGAGAGAGAAGAGAAAGAAAAAGGUUGGAUGGUUUGAACUUUGCAAGACUUUGUCUUCGUUCAUUCGCCAUUUACCUGUGAAAGAGAAAUAACUCGCUUAUUUUCUUUUAAAAUCUUCGACGACGAUGACGAUGGUAAAAAGUUGAUGGUAAAGACGAAGCGUUUGUUUUUUUGACAAAGAAAAAAGAAGAAGAAUAAGAAAAAAAGGACACUAGAUUCUUCGAAACGUUCCUUUUUAACGAAUCUAACAAUUUUCGACGAAACGAGGAAGUUUAUCGUAAAAUCGCGAAUACUUGCGCCGCAAAUGCAUUGUUGUUCGUUCUUUCGUUCGUUUGCUUGCUUUGAAAAGUGAAUUAUUUCCGACGAGGAAUGAGUAAGUUAUUUUUCUCGAGAACUAUAAAUCUUUUUCGUCGUAGAAGACGUACACGAUCAGAAGAAAGAAAGGAAUUUCUGAUAAAAAGAUAAAAUUGUACUUCUCGAAUAAAGAGAAGCGAGUAAUAAUCGUUGUCGAUAUUUCGAUAUUUAAAAUCGUUUACGCGUCGGCAUCAAGUUGUAUAUAUAAAGAAAGAAAACGUAGUUUAGACAUUUUUGAUACCCUCGAAAAUAUCCACGAAUGCGAUACACGAUACUCAGAAAAAAAGCAAAGCUUUCGUAUUAUUCUAAUAAGCUCUAACGAGAUCCAACCGACGAAUAAUAACGAACACUAUUGCAAAUUUAGAAAUAGAUUCGUAUUACCGUAUAUAAUCAGACGCGAACACGCACACAGACUGCCGAUCAUCGUAUUAUACGAAAAGAUGCGAAUAACGCGAUCAUUAAUUUUUUUUUCCUUUUUUUUUCUUAUUUUAAAGACGAAUGAGGAGGAAGAGUCGUUCCUUUAAAAUAUUUGCCGAGUAAAGGAGUCAAGCACUUGUCGGCUUUUUAAUUAACAAAAAAUAUUUUCAUCCACCAAGCGGAUGAAAAAUAUAAACGAAUAUAAGUGAAUAAUUGGAUUAUCAAAUCAUCGAAGAAACUGCAGGAAUUGAAUUGUACUUUAAUUACGAUGGCAAGGAUCGUAUGAAUCGACGGAAGUAAAAAGAAAAAAGAAAUUUUUUUCUUAUUUUUCGCUUUUCUUUUUUUUGGGAUAUCUUUUUAAUAUAUUUUUUUUUAUGUAUAUACACGUAUAUACAUCGAAAUCGAAACACGAUCGCCAUACUAAUUAAACCGACAACAAGAAAUCGGUUCUCUCCCCAUUCAAGCAAACGAAAAUCCUCGCGAUCACUGCCAUCGGCUUCGUCGACGAUCGCGUCUAUCGUUCGUCACUGUUUUCUCGAUCAUUAAAAGAAGCUUUUCGAGAUUGUUAAGAAACGUGAUCGGCGAAGCUUCGAUGCGAGGUCGGCUUGCGAUUUAAGAAAUCGAAAGAAAAUAAAUACGAAAAAUAAAAAAAAAAGAAGAAAAAAAUAAAAAAGAAAAGAAAUAUCGCAGAUCUAUCUUCGUGACGUUAUAAUAAGUCAAAAAAAGAAUCGAAAGGCGAUGAGAAAAAGUUUAAAGGAAGUAAACGAUAUUACGUUAAAAGUUUUAAAUUUUGAGAAUACAUUAUACGACAUUUUCACUUGAACGAAUAAAGGAAUAGACAAACUAACAAACAAAAAAAAAAGAAAAAAGAAAUAGUGAAAGUUAAAAGAACGACGCGAGGCAAUAGUCAAUCGAUUUUCUUAUUAAACUAACGCCGAUUAAACAUUUUCUGCGAUUUGGCCGAGGACGGGCCGAGGGUAAUCAUCCGGUAGGAUAAUAAACGUCAACGAACUGUACAUUAAUAUAAUUAAUCGUUCUAUCUUUUUCCAUGUAAACAAUGCGCGAAUAUUGAAGACGCGUAAUCGUGGAAUCGCGAGUUAUUAUCGAACGAGUUUUGAAUAUAAAUAUACAUACCACACUAUUGUUAAUAAUAGUAUUAACGAUUAACUAAAAACUAUUGUCACAUAACGCUAACGAUAUACCGUAAUUGAUAAGAAUAACGAAAAGUAGUGUAAUGACGUAAUAGCAAUCGAUAGUACACGAUAGAAAUAAUGACUUUUAAUAAUAAUAAUAAUAAUAAUAAUAAUAAUAAUAAUAAUAAUAAUAAUAAUAAUAUUAAUAAUAUUAAUACUAAUAAUACUAAUACUAAAAUAAUAAUAAUAACGAUAAUAUAAUAAUAACAAUAACGUUACGUUAACGAUUAAUAAAGAUAACCCUAAAUAACAAUAUAAAUGAAUAUAAUUAAUACCUUAAAAUAUUGUAUAUCGAGUGCUAAUAACGAUGAUUAUACGGAAGAAGAAAAAGAAGCCACCUAUGAUAUUGUUAAUAAUCACUAAACGACUAUUAUUAUUAUUAUUUAAAGAUAUAAGCAUGAAUAAAGAAGAGAAAAGGAAGAAGUAUCUAGUUGUGUACGAAGAAAAAAUAAAAAUUAUGUACACGCACGCAGGAAGACACGUACAUAUACAUAUAUAUAUAUAUAUAUAUAUAUAUAUAUAUAUAUAUAUAUAUAUAUAUAUAUAUAUCUGUAUAUACGUAUCUGUGGUUGCGUCUUACACACAAUAAACACACAUACACACACGUACACGCGCGCGUACGGAAACUCGUAUAAAACUGAUAGUAUUGUUAAGACAAUCAGACUCUUAUUAUUCCGGCCACCCCGAGGGCCAAAAAGAAAACCGUGAAUAUUUAUUGUUCGGCCCGUUUCCUCGGCUUUAGACGAAGCGUGCGCUCGUGUCGAUCGAGGUGUGUUGGUGAUAACAAAAAGAGAUAUCUUUGGUCUCUUUUUCUUUUUCUCUCUUUCUCUCUUUCUCUCUCUCUCUCUCUCUCACUCUCUUUCUCGUUUUUUCUCUUUUUCGGAAGGAAAAGAAGACGAGAUGAGAAAAGCCAAAUUUGUAGGACUCGUUCAAUCAUUUCGACCAUCACGAGAGAUCGAAGAAAAAUCAUACGAAGAAUGAAAUCGAAUAGAAGAGUGAGAAAGAUGAUUCAGAGAAGAAUGAUUAAGAUAGAGAACUUUGUGAAUACUUAAAUCUUAGACAAAAAAGGAUAGAGAGAGAGAAGAGAAAGAGAGAGAAAAAGAUAGAGAGAAAGAGUAAGAAGCGUGCCGAAUGUGCCGUGGAACACUUUUUGUACGUCUCACAUUUUCUACGGUUACAAAGACGAGGACUAAGCUACGACGACGAGGACGAUGACGACGAGGACGACAACGAUGACGACGACGACGAUGACGACGACGCGACGACGACAACGACGACGAUGAUGAUAAAAAAGAAGAAGAAGAAGAAAAAGAAAAAAUAGGGUGAAGAGAAGGAGGUGGUUGAGAAUGAGGAUGAGGAACGUUAGGCCAGAGGGGAAGUGACGGAGAGAAAAAAGUCAUUCGUCAUUCGCACUUAAGCGAAAUUCUUUUCCCGGUGUGUUGUGCGCGUGAGGAGAAAAAAGUGACAAGAAAGAAGGAAGUAGCGACGUUUACAUGAGAGAAUUGCUCGUGGCGCAUCCGCCAAUUUCGCGUUCCUCCUUCUUCUUUCUAUGUACGAUUUGAGAAAAGAAAAAAGUGGGAAGAUAUUUUGGGAAAAGAAAGAGUAGAGGGGGAGAACGAAGAGCACACGUGCACAUUGUGGGCAUCACGCAUGCUCUUGUUCACACAUUCAUAUUUUACAUUAAACGGAAUGUAGACACAUUACACGCGCAUACACGAAUAUUUAAAAGAAAAGAAAAUAAAAUAAAAUAAAAUAAAUGAAUGAAUAAAUAAAUAAAUAAAUGAGUAAAUAAAUAAGUAAAUAAAAAAUGUUCAUACAUAUUAAAAAUCACGCAUAUUUAACGGAGGAAGAGCUCGCGUUCGACGGAUUCGUCGUUACAUAUGCGUUAUGAUCGUAUGGAGAAAAUGGGGAUUAUUUGUUGGUAGGUGUGUUACGAAUAUACACAUUCACACGCGUACAUAACAUAACAUAUAUAUAUAUAUAUAUAUAUAUAUAUAUAUAUAUAUAUGAUAUAUGAUAUAUAUAUAUGCAGACACAUAUGCAUACGUACAUAUACACAUAUUGUAAAACGAUACGAUAAACGAGCAUAUACUGUAAAACAAGAACACACUCACACACGAGGAAGGAGACAAGAGGGUUAAGAAAAUAAAAAAAUAAAAUAAAAUAAAAUAAUACGAGCGUUUUGUUAUAUCCGUAAGCAGUAGGCGAAAGGUGUGUUAUAAGGGAGUAAACGUAUCGAAUCUACAGUUAAAUGUUUACGAUAAAAUUACGGGUAAUUAAGAAAUUCUAGAUUUUUUCUAACUAAUCGAAUCGUAACGGCGGACUCGUGCCAAUCCUCUAGAUUUACGACCUAAAACGAGAUAUACAAAUAAAAAUGAAGCUGUUAUCCUAUAUUAAGUCGGCUUGGAAUAUUUGAUUAAAUAUGUAUGUAUUAUUUGUGAAGCGAACGUGACUGUGUUUCUCGUGUCAGCCUGUCUACCUGCCUGCCUGUCUGCUUGCCUGUCUGUCCGUCUGUUUGUCUGAUUGAAUGUCCGCUGUAUGUUGAAUGCUCUGUGUGUAGUAUCAAUGACGCGUAUACGUUUGUGCGUGACACAUCGCGUUCGCUCGUGUGUUAGUAUGUGUAUAUGCACGCGCGUGUCGAAGUCAAAUGAAAUAAAAAAGGAGACAGAUAGAGAGAGAGAGAGAGAGAGAGAGAGAGAGAGAGAGAGAGAGAGAGAGAGAGAGAGAGAGAGAGAGAGAGAGAGAGAGAGAGAGUGGGAGAGAGAGGGAGAGAGGAAAAGAGAGAGAAAGAGAGGGAGAGAGAGAGAGAGAAGGAAAAAUAAGGGUGCUCCCGUAGAUUGAAACGGAAAGAGUACGACUGACAAAAAAGGCAUAAGUGAGUAUACGAAUGUAUGAGAGUAAAAGAGAUAAAAAGAACGUCUGAAAGAUUUAGAGUAGAAUAGAGAGAGAAAGAGAAGACGGAGGAAUAAUUCUUUAAGUAAGUUUUAAACAUUGAAAAUGAUAAAGAGAGAAGAAAUGAACAUGCUGAGAUUUAUAGCUAAUGAAACCGUCGAAUGACUUUCGUCAAGACCGUGUUCCUUUGACUUUUCUCUUUUCAAUUCAUACAAUAUUUGAGAGAAAGAAGUUUUUACAGGGAAGCCAUCUUUUGAUAUUUUUAAAAACAAAGAGACGAUGCCGAUCUUGAGAAUACUUCGACAUUUUCCUUUUUAUUUAUUUAUUUUUGUUUCGUUUUGUUUUUUUUUUUAUAUCUCUCUCUCUUUUCGAGUAUUUUCUCGAUGCUGACCGUGGAGUUACGUGUUUACUGCAAGUAAACUAUCGGCUUUCCGUGUAUCCUGCGAGCUCCAUCGUAGAUUUAAAACGGGCUUUAAAAGCGCGCCAUUAGGAGUAGAGUCUGUUUGUUUCGACUCUUGGCGUUUCUUUCGAGCGACGACCGACGAAAGUCCAUCGACGAGAAUCUCGAAAAAGUUUCGUGAAAGGGUAGGCGAAGGAUCCCGCUGAGUAUUUCCGAAUCUUUCGCUUUUGUACAGCGUUUCAUUCUUCCUUUUUUCUUUAUUUUUUUUUAUUUCUUUCUUCUUUUCGUGUUCUUUCUGUCUUUUUUGUUUUUAUUUUUAUUUUUCUUUUCUUUCCGUGGGAUCCUCGGCCGAUGAUUGGCAAAUAGCACAGACAUUUAUAUAUAUAAUCGAUAAGUAUUAAUGCUAAUUUGUAUCUGCCAGUAAUCGUUGGAAAUUAGAUUAAUAAAAUAUGUGAUAAAUGAGAAUAAUCGUACGGUGAAGGAUGAUGAUAGUAUGUUUGAACAAUAUAUAAAUAUAUAUAUAUAUAUAUAUAUAUAUAUAUAUAUAUAUAAUAAAAUAAAAUUCUCAUCGAUCCUUCGAGACUAAAUGCUUUUAAUCCUUCGCACUUGGUCGACUUUUCUAACAAUUUUUAAUUAAUAUCUUCGAUUCGUUAAUAACGCGCCAAAUUAGCAGAGCUUAUCGAUGAAAAAGCUCGAUUUAACCACACGUGAAAAUCUAUUCUCUUUCGCGUUACGUAUACUUCAAAGAGAUGUAUUUCGAGCGCGAAGGAUUGAUUAUUAAUUAGCGGAUAACGAUACAUUGAUCGAUGACACGAUGUUAUUACAGAAAAUUACAUUACAAUUUAUAAACUAUUGUAACUCGAACAAAUCCGAUUAUAUAUCCGAUGAUUAUCACAAAUGAAUAAUGUAAUAACAUUUUUUUUCGUUUCUAUUAAAUAACAUUCCUUUGUUAGCAGCGGCGAAUUUGAUUUUUCGAAUUAUAGUACUAUAUCUAGUAGGCGAUUGGUACCCAACGAUUAUAAAAUUUCGUACGCAUUAAAAGAUAAAAUAUAAAGGUGUGUGUAUAUGUAUGUGUGUGUAUGAGAGAGAGAGAGAGAGAGAGGUGAUUUGUAAGUUGAGCAAGUGAGAGUGAGAGAGAGAGAAAGAGAGAGAGAGAGAGGUAACUUGUAAGUCAACAACAAGUGAUCGUUAGAUAGAAAGAAAGAGAAGUGAUUUGUAAGUCGAUAGAAAGUGAGAAUGAGAGAGAGAGAGAGAGAGAGAGAGAGAGAGAGAGAGAGAGAGAGAGAGAGAGA